Molecule: messenger RNA, 4795 nt
Organism: Rhincodon typus (whale shark)
Lineage: Eukaryota; Metazoa; Chordata; Chondrichthyes; Orectolobiformes; Rhincodontidae
Product: oxidative stress responsive kinase 1
Exons: 18
Coding region: 1-1818 (605 amino acids)
Biological process (GO): protein phosphorylation
Molecular function (GO): ATP binding; protein serine/threonine kinase activity
Source: RefSeq, a predicted model, not a curated record
AUGGGCUACAAAGCGAAGCAGAACAGAACAGUGAACAAAAAUACAUCCCUCCCUGAUACGCUCAAUGCAUCUUAUGCUUGUUUCGAACAGAAGGUCAGUGAAAUGGUGUCACCUGCCCCGACAGCCUCGGAGGCACCUGUUCCCUCCGUCACUGCUGCAGACAUCAGAUCGGCCUUUUUGAGAGUGAACACACAGAAAGCGGCUUACCCAGAUGGAGUCCCUGGCUAUACACCAGGUGGCUCUGGAGCUACAGCUGUGGUUCAGGCUGCUUACUGUAUCCCGAAGAAAGAGCGAGUUGCAAUCAAACGCAUCAACCUGGAAAAAUGUCAGACUAGUAUGGACGAACUCCUGAAAGAAAUUCAAGCAAUGAGUCAGUGCCAUCACCGGAACAUUGUGUCAUAUUACACCUCAUUUGUGGUAAAGGAUGAACUAUGGCUGGUGAUGAAGUUGCUCAGUGGUGGAUCCGUGCUCGAUAUCAUUAAACAUGUAGUAGCGAGAGGGGAUCACAAGAAUGGUGUUUUGGAGGAGGCAGUUAUAGCCACUAUUCUGAAAGAAGUACUGGAGGGACUUGAUUACUUGCAUAAAAAUGGGCAGAUUCACAGAGACUUGAAGGCAGGAAACAUUCUCCUCGGGGAGGAAGGCUCAGUACAAAUUGCAGAUUUUGGUGUAAGUGCAUUUUUGGCAACAGGAGGUGACAUGACCAGGAAUAAAGUCAGGAAGACUUUUGUGGGCACACCUUGCUGGAUGGCACCUGAAGUUAUGGAGCAGGUUAGAGGCUAUGACUUCAAAGCAGACAUUUGGAGUUUUGGAAUUACAGCCAUCGAACUAGCUACAGGAGCAGCUCCUUAUCAUAAAUACCCACCAAUGAAGGUUUUAAUGUUGACUCUUCAGAAUGAUCCUCCCUCAUUGGAGACAGGUGUACAGGAUAAGGAAAUGGUCAAAAAGUAUGGGAAGUCCUUUAGGAAGAUGAUUUCACAAUGUCUGCAGAAAGACCCAGAGAAAAGGCCUACAGCAGCAGAAUUUUUAAAGCACAAGUUUUUCCAAAAAGCUAAGAACAAGGAAUACCUUGAAGAGAAGUUGUUAGCUCGUGCACCUACGAUAGCUGAAAGAUCAAAAAAGGUGAGGAGGGUUCCAGGUUCUAGUGGUCGACUACACAAAACAGAAGAUGGCGGCUGGGAAUGGAGCGAUGAUGAGUUAGAUGAAGAGAGUGAAGAGGGAAAGGCUGCAGUCUCUCAGUUGCGGUCCCCCCGGGUGAAAGAGUCUACACAGGGUCCAGAUAUUUUCGCACCAGCAGAAAUACCAGGUUCAAAUAUUCAGACUUCUGGACAAGUCCAGCAACAGCUACCUCAGCCAACACCAAAAGUACCUGCAACGACUCAAGCUAAUCAAUUGCCAGUUAAUCAGCCUUCAGAAAUACCAGUCCCAACACCAGCAGCUGUACCAGAUCCCAGCCCACAGUCUGCAGCCCAGCAUCAACUACCAGCAUCCCAGCUUGUUCCUGGUUCUGCUGCUCCGGAUUUGCACCAAACACCCAUCAGCCUUGUGUUAAGAUUACGGAAUUUGAAGAAGGAGCUGAAUGACAUAAGAUUUGAAUUUACUCCGGGUAGAGAUACAGCAGAUGGUGUUUCCCAGGAACUUGUGUCUGCAGGUCUGGUUGAUGGAAAAGAUGUAGUAAUAGUUGCAGCAAAUCUACAAAAAAUAGUGGAUGAACCAGCUGCAAAUAGAUCUGUCACUUUCAAAUUGGCUUCUGGUGUUGAAGAAUCAGAUAUUCCCGAUGAUGUUAAACUCAUAGGAUUUGCACAACUCACCAUUAGUUAAGUCACACUACAACCAAUAAAAACCUGCUGACCCCAUCUGUGAAAUAGGUAUCUCACUGGUGUUGGCCUGAGGAAACUUGUACUGCCAAAGAGUGAUGACAUUUGCCCGUAGAACUUGCAGCAUUUAAUCCACUGCCCCCCUUACCCUAUAACAAGGAUCUCCAAAUAGAAAGUGAAUUGAGCAUUUGCUUGCAGUAUAAGUGAAUUGAGCAUUUGCUUGCAGUAUCCUAACAACAGAACAAUCAUCAAGAGCUUUCCAGAACGUUCCGGCUUGCAGAUUUUCCACAUGAUGCAGGGUGCUUGCUGUAGGUGACUACAGAAUUGUCAGCUCUCAUCUGCUAUUUUCCUCCUCCACACCCCUUUUUAAAAUUGCCUUAUUUUUUGACGGAACUUUACUGAUCAGUUAUUAAAAAUCUCUUCCCAUUGGUACUCAAUGAGACCUAAUGUAGCACAUUGAAAAAUUGUGUUGUUUCAGUAACUUGUCUUUAAUUUGUGAUCAGUUUACUUUAAUCACACAAUUUACAAAGAUUAAAAUGAACACUGAGCAAUACUUACAUUUUUAAAAGUGCAGUUUUGAAUUGUACUUUCCAAAGGGCUGCAGCCCAAAAACAAUGGGCUGCACUUCUUUCUUUUUUCUUGUUUGCGCUUACUGUGCGCUAGAGCUACCCGGGCGCAUCAUUAACUGCCUUUUGACAUGAUCUAAAGUAGUUUUUUUGUUUAUGUGGAAACAGUAAACCAGAAUAUAAAUAUAAAUAUUGAGGAAAAAAAUCCAAGGGUGAAGCCUUUUCCUUUUUUCAUUUAUAUAAUAUAAAAGUAUUAUGGCACAAUCUGUAGCCUACCUUUAUAAUCUGCAAAUGGAGUGUGCAUGUAAACAAAAAAAAUUACACAGCAAUUGGUUUAGUCUUUGCCUGGUACCAAUGUGAGAAGUCGGCGUUAAGAGGUUUUUUUUUUGAACUGUCAGAUCUUUUAGUACAAAAAUAAAUUUAAAAAUUGCAGCUGCUGAACAGCCAGUUGUAUCUUAUAAUUCUCUUUGUAGAUUACGAGAGUUGUUCUGUUUAGAUUUCUGCAUACGUCUCUAGUUUCAAGUAAGAUCGUGUUGAAUUUGUUAAACUUGCUUCUUGGAGCUCACAUUUGGUUUGCAAAAUGAAAAUAAUGACACAUCACUUUGAAUAAGCUCCAGCAACAAUAUUGUGCAAUCUCUUUCUACUAUUCUGAUAUACAAAGAGUCGCAUUUAAGCCAAUACACUUAAAAACUGUGCUAAUUAUCCAGUGUGAUCCUCUUAAUUCAUUUUAAAGCAGUUUUUGAUCAUCAGUGACAGAACUGUAAAUGUCACGCCAGUGCUAGACUAUCUCAAACGUUCCCAAAUUAGAGCAGAAUGUAGAAUUGAUUUUUUUUUUGAGAAAUCCUUUAGACAUGAGUUGAGAAUUUUGCAUGCCCACCAUCCAUGCUUUAUCAAAGUUUUACUGAGAACACUAUCUUGAAUGCAACAAAUUAGCCUUGCGAUAGUAAUUGGAUGACAAAUGCAAUAGAAACCCCACAACAGUUAUGAGCAAUCUUAGGUGAAUGGCGAUAGGGUGUGGAGGUAGUGCUGGUGGUGGCAGGUGGGAAGGGUGGUUUGUGUUGCCUUGCAUAACACUUUGGAGAUUAGUUGCCUUGUUUGUACAUUUUGGGAAGGAGCUGAGAUUCCCACUUUCAAUGCAUGUCAUAGUUCAGUGUGUGUCAAAACAAAAAUCUAAAAUUCAUCAACCUUUGCCUUUGAAAGGUAUUAAAUUUUUUCUAAGGAGAUUUAUUCCUUCCUCCCUAUCCCAUCAAUCUACAAUCAUUAACACACCCAGGGGACUCCUGAUCUACCCUAUGCAGCACUAUGUCAGCCACCACAAAAGCAAUGCUAUCAACACUCAAAAAUAACAAUGUGCUUAUAACUUAUAAAAUACUUAAAGUUGAGGAGGACCUUUUGCCUGUAUUAAUUCACCAUAGAGAAAGAUCCUACAGUUUCCUGUACCAAUAGCUUAAUCUAAUUUAUUUCUUAAUUGACUCCAAGGUAUUCACCAUUAUAUCUGAAAUGCUAUUCAACUGUCGAUCACUGUGAGGAAUUAUUUUCUGAUGUGAGUUCUAAAUUAACCUUUCACUAGUUGACCUGUGUCCUUUGUCCUAUUGUCAAUUUAAGCAGUAUUCCCCACUAACGUUUUUUAAUCCUUUAGCUAUCUUGGAAACUGCUGUAAAGUUAUCUUUCUUUCCCGACUGAAAGUCGACAAGUGCAAAUUGAAACCCAGAAUUGUCCGGCAGCUGUGUUCGUGAGCUGUGGUACACCUGCCUGCGAUGGACAUAAAUCUGAUGUCACAGAUCCCAGUUUGAAAGCUCACACCAGGAAGAAAAUAUUUAUGGAAGACUAACUGGAGCCACAUAAUCACAUAGUUAGAUUGGUUAGACUUGCAGUGGUUUUUAACUACCUUUGAAAAAUAAUCAACUUGAUAUUUGAAGAGAUGCCUGUAAGAGGCAUGUACUUUUUGAAAUAACUGCACUUGAACUAAUUGUAUUACUGUGUAAAUACUGCAAUUUUUUUAUAAUUUUAAAAUUACUGAGUCUUUCACUAUUGGCCUUGGUAUCCAUUUACUGGCUUUUUGAAUGAUUUCAGAACAUGAAUUCUGGCUUUGGUAGAGAACCUGUUUCAAUUUGUCUUCCAGCACAUGGGAAUUAUAGGAUCUUUUACAUGACCCACUUGCAUGAUUUUUAACUACUUCCUCUUUUUUUUUUACUAAGUUUGUAUAGACAUAGCAUUAGUUACUUUAGUAAUAUAUACCUAUUAACUGGGACUGAGGACUGCUGUCACUAGGGCUAACUCACAACCCGGUAUCAUGCUGAUUGUAACACAACGGAGGUGUAAUAUAUCGUGAUCACUUUUUUUCCAACAUGAUUGUGUUUUCGAUCUGUUGCAUGGUUUUGCUAAUUCCUUUUAAUCAAUAAACAGAAAACUGUC